AUGACUUCAUCAAGUCGUUCCACUGGGAAGAGACUGCCCAUUAGCUGCCAAGCAUGCCGUACAAGGAAGAUCCGCUGCUCCCGGGACGGCCGUCCGUGCCAGACAUGUGUCCGACGCGGAUUAGGAGCAGAAGACUGUGUCUACUUGGGCCAGCCUCGGUUAUCCUCUGAGAAUACAGUGACGGCGGACGCGACUUUGCAAAAGGAGCUGCUGGCGCGCAUCCGCAACCUUGAAGAUACACUACACAAGCAGGCCGCCAGUUCAUACAUGAGCGAUUCCCUUUCACCACAAAUGUCGCCUAGUGUGGCCGGGAGCUUCUCGGAACCGGACAGUUCCAUCGGUCUCAGCCAACCUGAUAUCAGGAGCCCGUUUCUGGGCAACUUUGGCACCCUACAGACAUUUUCUUCGGGCUAUGUCCGUUAUCUCCCGCUGGCAUCUCAAUGGGGUUCAGUGACUGGAAGUGCAGUGCAAGACGUCGAUGCCGACAUCCCAGAGGAAAACGAUGAUUUACAGAUUCCCUUUGCCAGAAACAAUAUCUCCAGAGAGGAAUUGCUGGCAGUGCUUCCUCCGGGCCGAUAUUGCGACGCGCUAAAAGAUGUGUACUUCCGAGUAUUCUCUCCCAUGUUCCAUAUUCUGCAUGAUUUGACAUUCGAAGCUGAGUAUCAGCGAUUCUGUCACGAUCCAAGCAGUGUAAGCACGGCAUGGAUUGCCCUCUUAUUUAUUAUUUUGGGAGUUGCAGUCACUGCCCUUGAUGACGAUGAUCCACUGCUAUCUGACUUGGGCCGUGAAAAAACUGUCAGUCGCAAUAUCAAAGUCCUAUCAUCGCGGUAUCGCUCGGCAGCGCUGCGAUGCUUGGCAGCUGAUGGCGUGUUUUCUCGCCACUCCAUCAACUCUCUCCAGUGCCUCGUCCUCGUCAACUACGCAAGGAUCCACCGUGGACUCCCUACGUGGACCUUGUUGGGCUUUACGCAUCAUGUGGCAAUCUCAAUGGGGUGUCAUGUUGACCCGGAACGAUUUGGCUUGGGGCCCAUCGAGCGUGAGGAGCGUAGGCGUGCCUGGACCGGCCUCAUGAUCCUCUAUAUCAACCAGAAUAACACCUUUGGCGGCCCCGAUCAGAGAAUACACUCUCAGGAUGUAAAGUUCCCGUUGGAGAUCAACGACGUGGACUUGCUCACAGGAGGCUCAUCAGAGCCCACAACACAUCCCACUCAAAUGACCUACCUCCUGCUGGAAUACCAGCUAUCCAAGAUCUCUUCGAUGAUCUGCGAAACCCUCUUCACGUUCGCACCCAGAUUCAGCAUCUCGCAGAUCGAGACUGAGAUCCUAGCGAUCCAUGAAACCUGCGACAAGCGGUAUCAACUUGACGCCAGCGGCGAAACACUUCCAACCCACCAUCUGGCCAACCUAAACACCUUGUACGGCCACCUCCACCAACUGUUUCUUCUCGCCCUCCGGCCCAACCUAUGCCGCUACUUGCAAGGCGAGGUCACACCCGAGACAUGCGCUGCGAGAGCUAAGUGCGCCGCGUCUGCCAAGGCCACUCUGGCAAUCUACCAGUCCCUACACGACCUGCCCCAAUAUUCCACAUACAAAUGGUACAACAGUGGGCUGGGAAGCUUCCACGCUUUCCACGCAGUCGUUGUUCUCUGCGCUAUUCUCAUGCACCCGGACAGCCAGUUCGAAUUCACCGAGACCCACGAUCUCCUCUGGCGGUCAUUGGAUGCCUUCGCCGCAUUGUCGAACCGCAGUAAUUUCUGCAGCAAAGCCGUGCCGGUUAUACGCCAGCUUCUGGACUUCGUCAGUGCCCGAAGCCAGCAACAACAAACCUUAGUACCAAUGGACAACAGUCACAACACCGCCCCGACCUCGGCUGCACCAUCCUUCAUCCAACCCUACCCCACACCACCGGUGGAAUACAUACCGGAGUCACUUUUUUCUCAGCUCCGUGCUCAGAAUUGGGUGAGUCCGUCGUCGAUCCAAUGGGAUGGAUGGAACUUCCUCGCGCAGGAGCAACGCCUCCGUCAGUCGGGACUGGGGUAA
Molecule: messenger RNA, 2040 nt
Organism: Aspergillus bombycis
Lineage: Eukaryota; Fungi; Ascomycota; Eurotiomycetes; Eurotiales; Aspergillaceae
Product: Zn(II)2Cys6 transcription factor
Exons: 3
Coding region: 1-2040 (679 amino acids)
Biological process (GO): regulation of DNA-templated transcription; DNA-templated transcription
Cellular component (GO): nucleus
Molecular function (GO): zinc ion binding; DNA binding; DNA-binding transcription factor activity, RNA polymerase II-specific
Source: RefSeq, a predicted model, not a curated record